CAGAUAGGCUCAUAAGUCCUAACCUCCCGAUUCCUCUCCUUCACAAUGGAUUAAAUGUUAGCCACCGCCGGCGACUACCACGCCGAGCGAAUCCGGCAACCGGAACCAAUUGUUGCCGAGACGACGACACCGAGAGUCCUCACCAUAAUCUCCUCGGUUUUGGAAAAGCUAGUGACGCGAAACGACAGGCUCGUCGAGGCCCUAACCGAGCAGCCCGAUGGGUCGAACUCGAACGGCAAUUGUAAUAGUACUCCGGCUCCGCUAGGGAAAAGCUUGCACGCGUUCCAUGGCGUUAGGGCUCCUAAUAUAAGCAUACGCAACUACAUGGAGAGGAUUUAUAAGUACACAAAUUGCAGCCCUUCGUGCUUUGUGUUGGGAUACGUUUAUAUAGACAGGUUGGCCCAUAAGUAUCCGGAUUCGCUCCUCGUGUCGUUGAAUGUGCAUCGAUUGCUUGUUACCAGCGUCAUGGUUGCUUCCAAGGUUCUCGAUGAUGUGCACUACAACAAUGCGUCCUAUGCUCGGGUGGGAGGAGUGAGCAAUGCUGAACUGAACCGGCUAGAAAUAGAACUGCUUUUGCUGUUGGAUUUCGGAGUGGGGGUUAGCUCUGGUGUUUUCGAGACCUAUUGUUUCCACUUGGAGCAAGAGAUGUUCGUCGAUAGUGCAGGUCGGGAAGUUGAAAGGGCGAUAAGCCCCGUUGCUGUCGAUGAGAUUGUGGCUGACAUGGCUUGAUUGUUUCGCAGUUUCAAACUGUUGUUUUGUAACCCAUGU
Molecule: messenger RNA, 768 nt
Organism: Hibiscus syriacus
Lineage: Eukaryota; Viridiplantae; Streptophyta; Magnoliopsida; Malvales; Malvaceae
Product: cyclin-U1-1-like
Exons: 2
Coding region: 55-729 (224 amino acids)
Biological process (GO): regulation of cyclin-dependent protein serine/threonine kinase activity
Molecular function (GO): protein kinase binding
Source: RefSeq, a predicted model, not a curated record